Molecule: messenger RNA, 1019 nt
Organism: Guyanagaster necrorhizus
Lineage: Eukaryota; Fungi; Basidiomycota; Agaricomycetes; Agaricales; Physalacriaceae
Exons: 1
Coding region: 1-1008 (335 amino acids)
Source: RefSeq, a predicted model, not a curated record
AUGGUCCUCAAAAAGUCUAUGCACUGGAAAAUGAUGGACAUGCAUGUGCAACCAGAAUACCUGAAGCAACUCUCUUUACUUUCAGGGAACACCCUUUUGCCAGUUCUGGAGGAGUUUCACCUCUCUUCCACAACAAGAGAAGUGGGCAUCAGCAUUGAGGUGUUGUCCUCACUGCCACUUCUUCAAUGUGCCUAUCUCUCCUGCCUAUUUGAGAUCUCUGACAAGCCUUUCAAUGCAAGCUCCCUGACACAUUUCUCAGCAAAGCUGCACCAUUUGGCAGACAUCUGGUACAUCACUCAGAUGUCCACACUCAUCGAAUGUCAUAUCCACCUUCCAAAACACUCCACUAAUCUGGAUAGACCUAUGGUUCCCAGAAAUAUCUUACCAGUUCAAAUAGAACAACUCAAGUUCUUAAUGGUCAAUGAUGCAAACAUACUUGAUGUUAUUACUACACCAUCGUUGAGAGUAUUCAAAUAUCUCUCAGACAUCACAUUGGACACAUUGGACGAAAAUGAAAUCGAUCGUGAGAGUCAUUCUCUUCAGGCUUUUCUAGCACGAUCAGCUUGCUCUCUCAAAUAUUUGGGUGUCGGGCCAGCGCUUUUUGAAAAGAUUAGCCAUCUCAAAGCAUAUAACAAUGUCGACUCACUCUCCAUAUCAUUUGAAGGGAACGAUCAUACCGCAUCGCUGUUAGACCAGUUGGCCAUACCCGGAACCCUUUGUGCUUUGAAACGAUUGAGCCUCAGUGUCAAUGCUGGUAUUUAUUGGGGACAAAAAUAUGGUAAAAGGGUUCUCGAUGUCGUGCGCCUACGGUUUAACAAGGAGCAGGCUGUAGCUUUGGGUGUCACAAAGCUAUCCCUCCUGGAUAUAAUGUGUGCUGAUUGCGAGAUCAUCAAUCAGCUGAAUGACCAAGGGCUUGGCAUGCUUCGGGAGGAAGGUUUUGGGUGGCACGACAGAUACACUUUACCUAAGGGAAGACAAUUUCUGGACUGGGUGGUGGUUGAGCAGUGACCAUGCACUAC